Molecule: messenger RNA, 6173 nt
Organism: Syngnathoides biaculeatus (alligator pipefish)
Lineage: Eukaryota; Metazoa; Chordata; Actinopteri; Syngnathiformes; Syngnathidae
Gene: fgd5a
Product: FYVE, RhoGEF and PH domain containing 5a
Exons: 21
Coding region: 763-5250 (1495 amino acids)
Cellular component (GO): cytoplasm
Molecular function (GO): guanyl-nucleotide exchange factor activity; metal ion binding
Source: RefSeq, a predicted model, not a curated record
UGCUUGUUUCAUUGGUUGUCGUUUAGCUACUAGUUGCCAACCGCUUCGCUACUUUAGCUAUUUCAAUUACAUUUUGCACAAUUUAGCUACAAACACAGAAAGGACUGUGUUUUUACUUGUUAUACGAAUGCGGAGAAUUGAACAUUGUGUAGAGCUAAACCAGACACUUCCCGAGCGAUCGUUUCAUGUUACUAACAUUGGUUUUGUGGCUCUUUGACGAAAGUAAUAGCGCUACGUGUUUAUUGUCAGUCAAGAACGAAAAUUAAUUGUAGUUAUUUGGUUCGUCGUUCCCUUCACAUUUGUAGGAUGUGGUCCGCGGUUAGGAGAUAUGUUGGAGUGACGCAAAACACGAAUGUGAAAUGAGCAAAUCGGCAAUGUGUUUCAUACUUCCAAAAGACACGUAGCGCUUGAUAUGUGUUGGGAAAAGAAGCAUACGCGUAUAUUUAAUGCGCGCGUUUGCGCUCCCUGAAGUCCUGCCUUCAGUCAGGAAGCCAAGAGCAGCAGCUCCCGUUAGUACAGAAGCUCACUUGAGUGGAGCAUCAGUAGAGAACGUGCGCACCACACACCGGCUCCACGCUCACCAUCAUCUGGUACCGACCUCCCGGCAAAAACGGAAGGAUAUGAGCUGCAGCUCCGCUUUUGACAAUUGAUUUGCCCACCAACCUCUUUCCGCGUGUAUGUGGAUUAACUUUGUGGAGGAUGCAGGCAGUGUGGCGGAAAAUGAGCGUAACUCUCGGUUCCCGUGGAUGAUGAUGUCCCACAAUGAACACAGAUUUCCAAAAUCCGCUGCAAGUUCCUCGACCAAAAGUCCGAAGUCAUUUGACCAUCAAAGUGCAUUCCAAACUGAUGUCAAGGCCUUGUCCUACUGUGAAUGGGUCAAAACCUCUUGUCGCCCCCAAGCCCAAAGCUUUCAAUGCAUUUGUACCACAGGAAGAGCAAUGCUCCUCACAAAGCCUCACUAAUGGAGACCUGCCUCACUCUAAUGGUGAAACAAGUCUUAAAAAAAAGGCUUAUAAAAGCCAAAACAAUGAGGGAAAAACUGAGACAGAGGAGAUCAAUAGCAUGACAGAUGGAGAGGUUACGGUCAAAACAGAUAAUGGGGAAAUAUUUGAUGCUAUUAAGGGCAUUGGCUCUGAAGACACAGAAAGAGCAGAUGAUGAUUUGACUGCAGACACCACUGAUGAUGAGAGUCUUGAUAAAGACUUGACUCAAACUUAUGGUGGUCAAAUUAAAGAUACUUCUGCUACUUUUUCACCUACAAAUCAAAGCAAGGAGGGCAUAACUAGAGAGGAUGAGAAACGCAACGAACAAGGGUUGAGCGGAAAGACUGAAAUACACUUAGAUGAACAUGUAAUAGAAGAACAACUUGAACAAAUACAUUCACUUAGUUUAGGUGAGACAAACUGUGUUAAAUUCAAGUUGCCCUCUAAUAGCAAUGAGCUCGAGAUUGGAAGAUUUGUAUUUGGAUUCCGCACACUCCCAACUGUAACUGAGGAGUAUCCCUAUGAUGUCAUUGGCCCCAAAGAUGAUACCAGUGAUGCAUGCGAGUCUUGUGAUCCAAUUGAAAGUGGGGAUGCUGAAGUAUGGCAGCCAGAACGGGCAACCAAAGAUGUCUCUGGGUGUUUUCGUUUCACAUCCAGUACUGAGGAUGUGUUCGGGCCAUAUUCUGUCAUUGAAUCUGUUCCAACAGGUAAAACCUCCACUGCUGACCCUGAGUGGAGGGAGGAUGAGACCAAUGAAAACCACUCUAAGGAUCAGCAAACAUCAGUGGCUUCAAACCAGGAGCCUUUCUAUGUGUUAUCGGAUGAUAUGGACAAACUCGAAGAUCAGCAACUGCUCACAGAUCAUACUGAGGUUGAGAUGGAAGCUGAACACUGCAUUCAACAUAAAGAACAAGCAAAGGACACCGAGUCAGCUGAUGAGUAUGCAGACAUUGAGGAUUCUUCCUGUCUCAAAGCUGAUGACUUUGAGCAGCUGGAAUGUAUCUCAUCAGAAGAUUAUGUGGAAAUAGGUGAUGAGGAUGAAGAGGAACAGACAGAAAAGAAACAAGUUAAAGGAAAAAGUAUAAAAGAGAGAACAACUCAACGAGAGCAGUCUUUCCUCAGUCAAAGAAGAAGCUGCCAACCUCGCCUCAGGUUGUGCAACAUCACUGUGCCAAAAGACUUAGACUUGGGCCGCACCCCAGAGCUCACCAACCGGCUGGUAUUUGCCCACACCACGGAGGCAUUUGAAGAAGAUAUCGAAGAACUUGAUUGCCACAUUGUGCCUUUUUAUGAGGACACUGACUCGGACAGUGAAGAGCAUAUUUAUGAGGAGGCUGGCUUUGACUCUGAGGGGGAGAACUUUUUGAACCUAGAUAAAAAGACUAUUGUGACACGUUCUCGCUCUUAUUCUGGGAAAGCUCCAGGUUAUGUCCCAGAGACUGUGCCAGAAGAGACAGGCACUGAGUACCAAACACACGAUUACUGUACAGUGUCCUUGGAUCAGAAUAGUGAGUCGAUCAACCAGUCCCAAACACCUGGAGACAACUCCCUCAAUCCAUCUACAAAAUCUCGUCACUUCCUUUUGUACUCCAAGUCUGCAGGGACUCCAGAAUUGUCUUUGGCUGACCAAUCUAUAAAUGAAGAGGUUAAUAGGAAAGAUGACACUCUUUCUCUCCCAUGUGUUAUGAAUUCCUCUGGAAGUUUCUCCCAACGUAGUCACAAAUCAUCCAGUGGUGUUUCUACCCCAACCUCUCUAGUAGACAUACCUCCACCCUUUGAACUAGCAUACAUUACCAAGAGACCAGUAACCAAGAGCUCCCCUUCCCUUUUGAUCCAGCAUGAACCUGACGACAAGCUCAAGAAGAAGAAAAAUUCCUUUAAACGCUUUCUGGCUCUUAAGUUCAAGAAGAAGACAGAUUCAAAAGGUUUCAGUGAUGGUUCUGUCCGUUCUUCUCGGUCAUCUUCUGAGUCCAGUCACCAUGGCCAUGCAAGAGUCAUUGAUCUUGACCGAAGAAGCACCUCCAGCUCCCCUCAGCUUCAAUCUCAUAUUGUAAACCCCCAGCAGCAUCACUCAGAACUGUCAUCAACUUUUGUCCUCUACAAAGAUCAUCAGAGGAGGAAAGGUGACCUAAAAGCUUAUGGCAGAGGUGUUUCCAGAGUUGAGUCUUUUGAGGAACGAUCGCAUCGCUCUGCCAUGCCGCUGCCUUUAACCAAGCCUCGCUCAAUCUCCUUCCCUAGUGCCGACACAUCUGACUAUGAAAAUAUUCCUGCUAUGAGUUCAGACUAUGAGAACAUCCAAAUUCCAGGCAGGCCCACCAGAUCACACACUGUAACAGAGUUUUUUGAGGAUCCAAAUCGCCAGACAGCUCCCUGCAAUGAGAAUGAUGGAUACGUGGACAUGAAUAGUUUCCCCGGGAUAGACAGCAAACCCGCAAAACCAGAUGCUGAAAGUGCCUACACAGAACCUUUCCCGCUGAGCUCAGUCUCUGCAGGGUCAGCUGAGGAGGAACAUGGACGUACCUCAGAAGAAGAAGAGGGUGCUUCUGAGCAAAGCUAUGAUCGACAAACUGAUGGGCGAUCCCGAGCGUUCUAUGUCGCCAAGGAGCUUGUUGAAUCGGAAAGACUACAUGUCAGUGCCCUCAAGUAUCUUCAAGAGGACUUCAGGCCAGCAGUGGCUGAGGCUGUGGGUGAGGAUGGGGGUCCAGUUCUGGAGGAGCAGAAGUUGGAGGAGAUAUUGGGUGUUCUUCCUCAGGUUUUAACUCUCCACAGCAGUAUCCUCAAUGAGCUGGAAGAGCGCAUUGAUCAAUGGGAGGAAUGCCAGAGAGUGGUGGAUGUGAUUUUGUCACAUCGUGAGGAUUUUGGGGUGUUUGAUACUUUCAUCUUUGAGUAUGAUCGGAGCAUGUCCUUACUGGAGGAGAGCUGCAAGGUCAAUCCAGUCUUCGCCAGCACUGUCAAAAACUUUGAGAGGAAAGGUUCAGAGGAGGCCCAAGUCCCACUGAAACACCAGCUGCUGCAGGUCAUAGUGAGGGUGCUGCAAUACCGCAUGCUUCUCACAGAUUACCUAAACAACCUCUCACCUGAUUCUAAAGAAUACGAAGACACACAAGCUGCCUUGGUGAUUGUGUCUGAGGUGGCGGACCAGGCCAACGAUAAUCUGAAACAGGGGGAAAACUUGCUGCGUAUGGUCCACAUAGAAUACAGCAUGAAAGGCAAGAGAGACCUCCUGAAGGCUGGCAGGAUGUUUGUUAAAGAGGGAACACUCAUGAAGGUCUCGAGAAAAAGCAGACAGCCCAGACACCUUUUUCUGAUGAACGACAUAAUGCUGUACACCUACCCGCAGCAGGAUGGGAAAUACAGGCUUAAGAACACAUUAUCCCUGUCUGGAAUGAAGGUGAGCAAACCUGCUCUUGACAACGUAUUGAACUGUAUUAAAAUCGAGGUGUCUGACAUCACCAUUACACUCUCUGCCAGCUCAGUUGGAGAGAGGGAGGACUGGUUCCACACAUUGAGUCGAGCCAUUGCAGACCACGCUGCGGGACUCUGUACAUUUGGAGGACCUUGUAAUGAGGCCCGUGAGAAGUUGUGGAUGGGUUUGGGUGAAGCAGCCCCUGUUCUUGUCCCUGUGUCCCAAGUGAUGAUGUGCAUGAACUGCACCACUGACUUCAGCCUCACUCUUAGACGACACCACUGCAAUGCCUGUGGCAAGGUAGUGUGCCGGGCUUGUUCCAGGAAUAGAUAUCCACUCAAGUACCUCAAAGACAGGGUCGUCAAAGUGUGUGACCACUGCUAUAAAGAGCUCAGGAAAAGAGGUGGCAGUUUGUCAGGGGCCUCCAGCAACUCAAGUCCGCCAACUCACCGGGCCAGUCGUCCCCUCUCUGCUGUUUUCCAAAGUUUACAGACGCCAAGUCUUUGGAAAAGUAGGAAGAGUGCAUCAUCCAUCAAUCAGUUGAAUCUCGGGGUGGACGGGUCCACCAUGAGCGGCAUUUUACAGCGGCGUAAGAAGAGCAAGAGGAAAUGGAAGCGGCUAUGGUUCCUCCUCAAAGACAAGGUGCUCUACACCUUCACAGCCUGUGAGGAUAAAGUGGCUUCCGAGAGUCUACCUCUGCAAGGCUUCACCGUCAAGAUGACUGAGAGGCCGGAGGGAGAUGACAGUAGCAACGUCUUCCAUCUCUACCACAAGAAAACCCUGUACUACACCUUCAGGGCUGAUGAUCAUCACACAGCACGCAGAUGGGUGAACGCCAUUGAGGAGGCUACAGUUUUAUAGCACCAGCUCAGUAUGAAACCAAAGGAUCCUGACAAUGGACAGUCAAUGGAAGAUAAUGUAGUUAUGUAUCAUUUUAGCACAGACGCUCCAUCCAUAUCUAAAUUACAACCUCCCUGUCGCAUACAUGUAUCUCAACACAUUGCUCACAGCUAAUAGUCCCACCUGGUAAGGUGGUAAAAGGUGGGGAGGUCCAACAUCUUGCUCAGCAUGUGAUCCAACACACAGCAUUUCCUUUCUCAGUCUGCCAAGCCUGGACAUGAGUGUCCACUCUUCAGAAGCAGCUAGUACAAUGUAACGUUUCAUUUUGUUCAUAUUUUGUUAUAUAAGAGCCAAAACGGUUUUCUCUCCAUCCAGUAAACUUUCCACACGGAUGAUAUUUUUCUACCUUUGAAAGUAAACACUGGGUUAUGGAUUCCAUUGUGUUCUGGAGUCUGGUUCCAGGUAUGAAUGUACUGUGGUCUCUCUCAUCCACAUAUACAAACACACAUUGUUGGGGGGGGGGGGUGCCACUUUACCAUUGUCAAGUAAAGUUUAAUCUGAGUAUAUAUAGUGAAGUAUUACAUCUGUAAUAGUUCUGUAACAAUGAACAUACUUUGCAUUUGUAGGUUUUGGAAAUUAAAUAAAUUGUUUCUCAAGUGCCAGUUUAUUUCCUCCGGUUACAUUCAGUGCUAUUUGCAUUUAAUGAUUUUUGUGCCUGAUAUUGAAUUAUGAUUGUUACAAUGUUAGUCACUACUGUAGUACUCUUAUGUCAGCUGAAGAAGUGUGCUUUUAUACCUGCUUAUAUAGAUUCCAAGUGUUUAGUAUUUUUAAAGUGUUCAGUUAUAGCCCAGGUAACUUGAUUGUGCUCUUCUUUUAGUGCUCGAUAUUAGUGCUCUAAAUAUACUGGUGAUCGAAAUCUUUUUUGAUUUAUGUGACAAAAAAUC